UCGGGGAUAAACUCGGUCUCUUGGCCACUGGACAAGUUCUUCUGCCAUAAUCAUAUCAACAGUAGGGCAAGAAAGAUCCUGCAAUCCAAUCGCAAAAGGAGGAAGAGGGGCAUCCUAUUCACCUCUUUUGGCACAACUCCAAGAUAAGAAAGAGGAAAGGACAAAUCACGAUGUCUUCUUCACAAUAACAUGUAUGGUUACUGAAUUGAUCAACGGGGGCAGAAAAAGAGAAACAGAGCAAUAGAAAGAGCUUCGACCAAUAAAGCAUCCAAUUCAAGGCGGAGGAUUGCUUGAUUUCGAUCAAUUUGGUAUUUGCUAAAACAAGCAGAGUAGAGAGGGUGGGCUCAGAAUCAGGUGGCUCGGAGCGAUGGGAGGCAACAGCAAUUAUGAUGCUUCGGACAUGGCGCCGGGCGGCGGCGGCGGAGGCAGCGGCAGCAGAAGCGCCGCGAAGCUGCUGCAGAUGCUAAACGUGCGGGUGGUGGGCAGCGGCGAGCGGGUGGUGGUGCUGUCGCACGGCUUCGGCACGGACCAGUCGGUUUGGAACCGCAUCCUCCCUUUUCUCGACCGCGACUACCGCCUCGUCCUCUAUGACCUCGUUUGCGCCGGCAGCGUCGACCCUGACCACUUCGACUUCCGACGCUACACCACCCUGGACUCCUACGUCGACGACCUCCUUGCCGUCCUCCACGCCCUCCACGUCGACCGGUGCUUCUUCGUCGGCCACUCUGUCUCCGCCAUGAUCGGCAUCCUCGCUGCCAUCCGCAGCCCUGACCUCUUUCUCAAGCUCAUCCUCAUCGGCGGCUCCCCUAGGUUUUUGAACGACGGUGACUACCACGGGGGGUUCGAUAGAGCGCAGAUCGAGGAGGUGUUCUUGGCGAUGGAGUCCAACUACAAGGCGUGGGUGCAGGGGUUCGCGCCGCUGGCGGUGGGUGCGGACGUGCCUGCGGCAGUGCAGGAGUUCAGCCGGACGCUGUUCAACAUGCGGCCGGACAUCUCGCUCUUCGUGUGUAGGACGGUGUUCAACAGCGACCUGCGCGGCGUGCUCGGCCUAGUCCGCACUCCUUGCGUCGUCGUGCAGACCACCAAGGACGUCUCCGUCCCCCUCUCAGUCGCCUCCUACCUCAAGCACCAUCUCGGCGGCCGCACCACCGUGGAGCUCCUCCCCGUCGAAGGCCACCUCCCCCACCUCAGCGCCCCCGCCGUCAUCGUCCAGGUUCUUCGCAGUGCCUUGGCUUCCCCUCCUCGGUAGCAGACGGCCGCCGCAUCACCUGCCGCCGAGUCGCAUCCGAUGAUUUGACACCCUGAAAAUGAAAGCAUUUUCACUGUUGGAGAUAUUUGCGCACUGAAUUUAAAAUUAUACAAAAAUUAAAUUGAGAUUUAUCUCUGUCAACUGGCUGGAUGCCCGAGUGCCGAGGCAGUUGAUUGUGGGCUCGAGUAGUCGAGUGUUGGGGGUGCUCAAGUCUGAGUGCCGAAAGUUCGAGUACGAAGCGCCGAGUGCUCCAUUCAAGAGUCGAGCAUCUCGAGCGUUGAAAUUUCGAGGGACAAGUUCAGGUGUCGAGUGUCUAAACAUUCAACUGCUGCGGUGAUUAGUCACCCAAUUAUCGACACGGAUUUUGAGUAGGAGUCAUUCAACUGUCGAAUCUGAGUGCGAGAGUCUGCCCAGUGCCCAGAGUGCCGU
Messenger RNA from Zingiber officinale, 1678 nucleotides. Its product is annotated as strigolactone esterase D14-like. The record is from RefSeq and is a predicted model, not a curated record. Bases 368 to 1249 code for a protein of 293 amino acids. The transcript is spliced from 2 exons. NCBI's taxonomy places the organism in Eukaryota, Viridiplantae, Streptophyta, Magnoliopsida, Zingiberales, Zingiberaceae.